AUGUGGGAAGCUUCUUAUAUACCCUCCUUGUCAAAUACUCGGGAAAUUAAAAUGUUUCCUUGUGAAAUUUGUCGAGCCUUAACCACAGAAGUAGAAAAAUUAAUAAAAGAGGGCAAAAGUCAGGUUCUACAUGAUUUAGUCGAACUCUUAUGCGUUAUAAGCACCGAUCAGGAGAAAAACGAAAUUUGCGAAAAGGUUUUGAACGAAGCAGUAAAUAUAAUAAUUGAUCUCGUGAAGAACGGAGAAGAAUUAGCGCCGUUUUGUUACGCGGCUAUGUAUUGUCCAUCAUGA
Molecule: messenger RNA, 291 nt
Organism: Phyllotreta striolata
Lineage: Eukaryota; Metazoa; Arthropoda; Insecta; Coleoptera; Chrysomelidae
Source: the annotation of a GenBank genome assembly